Molecule: messenger RNA, 8590 nt
Organism: Phyllostomus discolor (pale spear-nosed bat)
Lineage: Eukaryota; Metazoa; Chordata; Mammalia; Chiroptera; Phyllostomidae
Gene: ZKSCAN1
Product: zinc finger with KRAB and SCAN domains 1
Exons: 6
Coding region: 227-1915 (562 amino acids)
Biological process (GO): negative regulation of transcription by RNA polymerase II
Molecular function (GO): RNA polymerase II cis-regulatory region sequence-specific DNA binding; DNA-binding transcription repressor activity, RNA polymerase II-specific
Source: RefSeq, a predicted model, not a curated record
ACUUCCGGCCUUUGUGACUCAUUGUGUCUGAGUCGAGGCGUCGGCAGGGCCUAGGUCCUUGUGCAGCGCCCUUCGGCCGGUCUGAGCCCCAGAGUCAGCUCCCCUUUCUCUCCCAGCGCCCCAAGGCUGCUCCCGGGGCUCACGAAACGUCUCCUAGGACAGAAAGGAAAGCACAGACCCUGUUUGGACCCUGUUUGUUUGGAUCAAGUCAGUUCCCUGACCCUGAAUGAUGACUGCUGAAUCAAGGGAAGCCACUGGUCUGUCCCCCCAGGCUGCCCAGGAGAAGGAUGGUAUCGUAAUAGUGAAGGUAGAAGAGGAAGAUGAGGAAGACCACAUGUGGGGGCAGGAUUCCAGCCUGCAGGAGACUCCUCCUCCUGACCCAGAGAUCUUCCGCCAGCGUUUCAGGCACUUCUGUUAUCAGAACACUUUUGGGCCUCGAGAGGCUCUGAGUCGGCUGAAGGAACUCUGUCAUCAGUGGCUACGACCAGAGAUAAACACCAAGGAGCAGAUCCUGGAGCUGCUGGUGCUGGAGCAGUUCCUUUCCAUCCUGCCCAAGGAGCUUCAAGUCUGGCUGCAGGAAUACCGUCCUGAUAGUGGGGAGGAGGCUGUGACCCUUCUGGAAGAUUUGGAGCUUGAUUUAUCAGGACAGCAGGUCCCAGGUCAAGUUCAUGGACCUGAGAUGCUUGCAAGGGGGAUGGUGCCUCUGGAUCCUAUACAGGAGUCCACAAGCUUUGACCAUCAUGAGAACACCCAGUCCCAUUUCAAGCAUUCAUCUCGGAAACCCCGCCUCGUACAAUCACGGGCUCUUCCUGCCACCCAUGUUCCUGCCUCUCACCACGAGGAGAGUCCCAGAGACCAGGCAAUGACAUCUGCACUACUCACGGCAGAUUCCCAGGCGAUGGUGAAGAUCGAGGACAUGGCUGUGUCCCUUAUCCUGGAGGAAUGGGGAUGUCAGAACCUGGCUCGGAGGAAUCUCAAUAGGGACAACAGGCAGGAGACUUAUGGGAACGUGUUUUCCCAGGGUUGUGAAAGCAGGAAUGAGAACGAGCAGUCAACCUCCAAGGCUAAAAUCGCAGAAGACUCAGCAUCACGUGGGGAGACAAGAGGAAGAACCCAGAAAGAUUUUGGAGAAAAACGUGAACAGCAGGGCAGAACAGCAGAAAGGCAGCAGAGGAAUCUGGAGGAAAAAACUGGAAAAGAAAAGAAAGAUUCAGGGCCAGCUGUGGUCAAGGAAAAAAAAGCGAACACAGGAGAGAGAGGUCCCAGGGAGAAGGGUAAAGGACUGGGAAGAAGCUUCAGUCUGAGUUCAAACUUCAACACCCCUGAAGAAGUUCCAACAGGAACAAAGUCUCAUAGAUGUGAUGAAUGUGGUAAAUGCUUCACAAGGAGUUCAAGCCUUAUUCGCCAUAAAAUCAUCCACACUGGAGAAAAGCCCUAUGAAUGUAGUGAGUGUGGGAAAGCCUUCAGUCUGAACUCAAACCUUGUCUUGCAUCAGAGAAUCCACACGGGAGAGAAACCUCAUGAAUGUAAUGAGUGUGGCAAAGCCUUCAGUCAUAGUUCGAAUCUCAUUCUGCAUCAGCGAAUCCACUCUGGAGAGAAACCUUAUGAAUGUAAUGAGUGUGGGAAAGCCUUCAGCCAGAGCUCAGACCUUACAAAACAUCAGAGAAUCCACACAGGGGAGAAACCCUAUGAAUGUAGUGAAUGUGGAAAAGCUUUCAACCGAAACUCAUACCUUAUUUUGCAUCGGCGAAUUCACACCAGAGAAAAGCCCUAUAAGUGCACUAAGUGCGGCAAGGCCUUCACUCGAAGCUCUACUCUCACUCUGCAUCACAGAAUCCACACCAGAGAGCGAGCCUCUGAGUACAGUCCGGCCUCCCUUGAUGCAUUUGGAGCAUUCCUGAAAAGUUGUGUGUAAAGUGAGAAUUUGUCAACAAGCCAUUUACCCCCUUUGUUUCUAAAAUUAUUUCAGCGAUGUGUGCUCAUGGAAGGGAAAAGACAUCCUCAACAGAUUUUUUUAAAAAUCACAUUUAAGGAUCCUUGUAGUUAGAUUAGGAGUGUUCUGCCUUUGCAUAGUCUGUAGGCAUAUUCUUCCACAUAGCCCCUGUAGGGAAAAGCUAGUCAUGUGGAUAAGCCACACAUUUCCAUAUGAGAUAAAAGCACACACAAUAAAAUGUCAAGCUUUUCAGUAAUGAGGAUACCUUUGAGGCGCUAUUUUACUCUCAACAACCACAAUAAUAGGAUUGAAAGAUUGAGAUUGGCUCUGUAAAAGCUGCUUGCUGCAAAUAAGCCCUGGUUGGCCGUCAUCUUGCUAUACCUUAUCUCUCAAAAAAGAGACAAUUAAAAACUACAUUGGGACAUGCUGCUCAAACUAGUUAUAUAUAUGAUAAGUUAUAUAUAUGAUCACUGGUAGCCUACCAAAGCUAUAGAAAUCUAGGACUGUGCUGAUAAGUAUCAAACCAAAGAUUUCUAUCUCUUCCUGAAAGAGAGGGUAUGUGCACCAGUCUAUAGUUCCAAAGGACUGCCACAAAUGUAGAUGGUUUUAUCCUCAUCGCUGAGAUAAAUUCUACUGACAUGGCAACAAUGAUUCAAAACAUUUCUCUCCCUUCUGGAAGAAAUCCCUAAAGCACUAGUUGUACUCUGAAAUGCCAUUUCUCCACAUGUUAGCACUUGAUUAUAUGCUGUCUUUUAAGCCUUCAUUGUUUCAUGUAUGAAAGUUCUCAUUACUCCCCAAAAGAGAUGCUUUGAUUGACAAGGGAUAUAUUUAUAUCCUUGACAGCACCGGACACAAUGCUGAACACACAAGAGGCACUCAUUGUGCCUGACUUCUAACAGGACUUUUGCACUUCUGAAGCCCUGUGAGUACCUGAAAUAUGGUAGCCUGACCUAGCCUUUGAAGAGGACAUUCAGAGCCUGAGGCAUGCUAAAGCUCUGAGGUCUUAUGCUAUUCUUGUCCUACUUAUAAAAGAAAGGCACCGGCCACUUGCAUAGACUCUAUAAACAUGGAUCAGUGAGCACCAUGGAAUAUCAGAAAUGACUCUAUUCUCAUCAUCUUAAGAAAAAUACAAAAACAUACUAAGGCCAUUUUUUGACAUCUUUUUCUAGCAAAGCUGUUAGCCAGAAUUUUCUUCAGUCAGCUACUGAACAAUGUGGUGAUUUGGACAAUUUCUGAGUAAUUUGUAACUUGAAAUGAUACAGUUCAGACAAUGUAGUUUUUGUUGCUUUUCAGAAAAAGGAAAAUGUAGGGAGUAUUUUUCCCCUGCACUUUCCAAAAACUUCACAAAAGCAUUUGACGUUACCUGGCCAUUACUAAAUGUGUUAGUUGCUCUGAGAAGUUCACUGACUUGCUAAUUAAGAUGUGGUUGGUUGUAUCAAAGUCAUACUGUACAAUGUCUUCUCAUCACUAAAGACCGAGGUGAGGUUACAAAACUUUUAUCUUUUUCACCAUUACAGGAGGAUGCAUUUGGCUGUCUGGAAGCUAAGACAGAAUUUUCAGAUACACGUACAAGAGACCCACUUAUCGGGGUCUACAUAAGUAGUCAUAAGGGAUUCGAGUAAAGAUGACUCAGCUCAUGAGAGCAUGCAAAUGAUUGUGGACAGCCCUGCGGGAACUUAGACCAUAGAAUUAGAACAUAUCUGAAGGCUGUCCCCAUAACAGAAGAACCCCACACAGCGGCUGAAAUUUUCCAUCAAGAAACAGAACUAAAAAUUUUGUUUGCUAACCAACAACUCAAGCCCAUGAGACAGCAUGUCUUUAUGGGGAGCCAGUGAGGUGGGGGUAGCUGUGACCUCAGUUCCAGACCAAACUAAAACUGCACAGCAGUCAUCCUUUGGCUUCUAUUACUUGGACCAACCACAGCUUCCCUAUAGUUCCUAAGCAGUUUCAUCUGUUUCCUGGGGAAACUUCAAAGAAGUCAGCUGAUGACCAGAAUAUUUCUAUCCAUUCAAUUUAAGAAAAAUAAAGAUACUCCAGAAGAGUAUACCUAAGUAAUGUGUUAAAGUAAAGUGAAGUUAAAGAAAUGCUUUUAGUAUUUUCUUCAGAGUGAGCCACGUGAUGGUUGCAUGGAAAAUUGCUGGUGCUUUUGAGAAAAGACUUUGCUGCUGGGAAGCAACUGAAAGCAGCGAGCUGCUUUAACUCCAGGCACUGAGCAAAGCACUGACUGCUCUUAGGGAAAGAACUUUGGUUGGUUCCACACUGGCUUUUUUUUUUCCAGAACUACAAGCUGAUAGAAUUCAGCCAUUUUUUUAAAACAAAAGUUAAAUAUAACCUGUGCCCCCACUUUUAGUUCCCAUUUUUCUGGGAUAUCAUGCUGUGUGGGAUAGCCACUGCAGUUGCUUCAGAUCUUCAGCAGAUUCACUCCUUGAAGCAACUACUUGAAGAUAUGUUUUCUGAAGAAAAAAAAAACAGACUACAAAUGUUGAUUUAAACCAUUUACAUCGCUUUUAUCAGCUGCUCAAGGCAGAGUAUAAUUGAGUUAUGGUCAAAAAGGCUUACAACAUCUAAUUAGUGCUCAGGAUAGUCACUUAGUAGCCCUUGACUGGCUAAAGUCUGUUAACAGUUUACUGUGUAGUUAAGCAGUAGCAUGUUAGUUGACCUAAUGGAAAUUUUUGAAAGUCUUUUCAAAACAAUACCUUAACCUUGCCAGGAAGAGAAGUAAAGUUCUUCAAGCUGUGGGAUAUUUGUUUCUACUCUGGCCUGGCAGGCAAUGCGAAGGCCUGAGAAGAGAGAUCUAUGAGGCUUCUUAACAUGUAAGGCACUUAGUAUUUUAUUAAAGGCAUAAAGGUGAAACUAUGCUGAAUAUGUAUAGAGAGGUCGAUAUGUUUGUUAUGGGAGACUAUUCACAUCUUAUGUACAUCAGUAAAUUCAUUCCGGAAGGGAACCUCUUGAAUGUGAUAAUGUGGAAAAGCCUUUAAUCACAUCUCAGCCCUUAGCAUCAGAAAGCUUACACUGUAAAUAAACUUUAUUAAUAUAUGUGAGGAAACCUUUCAUGUGUAGCACUUGUUGCUUUGGACAGAAAAUAAGUUCCACCAGUAUGUUCCAAUGGUAAUGAAUUUCAGAAACACUGCAAAGGACACUUAAUCAACUCCAGAGGAUCCACAGAGGGAAAAAUUGUGGGGGAAAUAGCAAAAUGUACAACCUCUUACAAAAAUUGUCAAUGUUGAGUACUUCUAUAUAUAUUUUGUAUGACCUUAAUGUCAGUGUCUGUGUUUUGUACCUCUAGCCCCAGUUGCUAUUCUGUAUACUCUCUGUAAACAGAUAAUGUAUUUUAUUUUAAUCUAUUUGACAGAACACAUCACCUAAAAGAGCAGAGUUUUGGAGUGAGUAGUAAAGAAGUUGAUGUGAUUAUAGACACAAAACAUCAGUUCACAGAACUGAGGAGGGGGAGUAUGAGAAAAAACCUCAUAGUUUGGUGCUUAUCAAAUCAGAAGACAAGGUUAGUAGAUGGGUUAAGAAAGACAGGUUAAUAGGGUGCUAAAAUUGAAUAAUUCCUAUAAACAUUUGCAGCUCCUUGAGAGUUUUCAAACCAGAAAGUUGACUUCUUAGCUGCCAGGUCACCAUUUUAAGCAAAGAGAAUGGGUUGUCUGAGCUCAUCAGGGGAAGUAAGAGGGUCUUCUCCGUGAAUUGAGAGUAGGGAGAGUACUGGAAAGGCUAGUGGGACCACUUAAGUUGACUGGAUUCUAUAAACCAUAGUCUUUCUUCCCCCAGGAACUCUUAAAUGUUUAUACUUAGAAAAUUUGGGAUAGGGAAACACCAAGAUGGACUCUUUCCUGGAAAAAAACAGAUGCUUGCAUUUCCUGGCAUUGCAGGAAGUUUUUCUGACAGCAUUUUGCAGUAUUCCUGUUGGCUGUGCUCUGUACCUUCCCUGCUCCCACUCUUCCUGGUUUAUGCUUAUUAGGAGAGAAGGCUUGUGACAAUUCAUAGCUGUGAAAACUUUUUUUCCUAGUUUUUAUCCUGGAUUUGAUUACCUUUUGUUCCAGAGUCUGGCCAUACUGAUGUACUAAUCUAAAGCCAACCAGGUUCAUCCUACCAUCCUCAUGGAAGAUGCAUUGUGUGAAUUGGAGGAACUAUUACAAUGUAGUCAAGCGGUGACAGCCAUACUUGCAAGAGGAGCCAUAUUUUUGUGUGUCCCUCUCUGAGCAACUUCUCAAAAUAGGGGGCUGGGGUUUCCCACCUGGGAAACUAAAUGAAGGUCUACAGAUUGCAAAGUGAAAUGUAGAGUCAGAGAAAAGGAAAUUGAGUGGUAUUAAUAGAUCUUUUCAUAAAAGUUAGAGUAGACUUUAUUUCAACUGCUACUGAAGAAUUUAAUAAAAAGCAUUAUUUGAAAAAUUUUCCUAACAUAGAUUUAGGUUUCAUUUUUAGAAUGGACACACUACUAUACAUUAAAAGUAGUUACUUAUUUUGCUAUUAAAAUUAAUUUUUUAUAUCUGAAAAAUUACCUGUUUUCAAAGCUUUGUAAAACAAACUUGAAGUUAUAGGGAGAUAAGCCAUCUCCAAUUCUGCAAAUCAAACAAAAGUUUGGGAAGUACUUUGAACAUCUCAUAAUACAGACUAUCUUAACAUAAAAUCUUAGUUUCAGAUGGUCUGGUUCUAUUCAGUAGUAGACACCACAACCUCAUGGUUUUCUGUCCUCCUAAAACAGUGGAAGACACAGCAUUAAGUUGACUUCUAAACAAUGGUCUGCUGUUACUUUAACAAAUUUUUAAAAUCUCAGGAUUUUCAUCUCCAUUUACUAAAUAGUCUCACUUCAAAUUACACAGUAAUCAGCGAAGUUAAUUGGUCGUAAAAUUUAUUUUCUCCCUUCAGAAAGCACUCAUUAAGCAGUGAGGAUGAGUGUUUUAAGAUAUAUAGAAUUAGAUCUGUGAGUGAGUGAAAGGUGGUUUUGAAACUUGGAUUUAAUUCUGGUUUCAGAUUUGGGUUUUAAAUUCCUUUGAUUCAGAGAAGGAACUAGGCAGCUGCUAUUGUUUAGUCUCCUGACAAGGUCCAAUAUGCUGGGAAGGAGAGUGGGGAGAAGGGUUGUAACAGCUCUGCACUCUCAGCUAAAGAAGAGGAAUGAGGCAGCCCGGUGGAAGGAGAAAGAACCAUGGGAGUGUGUUGAGGUCAGUGCUUGCUUGCCUUCCCUUUCACCUCAGCUAGUUAACAGUUUAAGGUUUUAGUCUGCCCCGGGAAGAACAAAGCAUGUUAAGGCUUAGAGAUGCUUCUGCAAGUAGCAGGGAUUCUUACAGGAAGACAUAGGAGGGGUGUGGGAUGGGAAGAAGUGGGUAAUGUGUAUGCAGGAAAAUCUUGUUCUAAAAAUAUAUGAGUUUAGGGGUAAGGGGUGGGAUAUGCAAGCAAAGUCAAUUAUUUUAAAAUGAACAUGUAUUUUUAUUAACUUUUAGUUAUAGAUUAUUACAACCAGCUCAAAAUGAUAAGCCUAAAUCUAUAUAGAGAGUUAAGUCAGACAUUAUCUUGUUUAAAACAAGAACAAACACUGUCUUGAAUGGAACAAAUCUUCCUGUUUUGUCAGUUCUUGGUUUUAUAGUUUAGAAUAAAUUAGACAAAAAGACGACACCUGUUUCUGUAUACCUGCAGAAUUAAGUUAUUGCUGUUAAAACCUGGCCUAGUCUGAAGAGUCCAGAUGCUUGGUAGAUGCUCAAUAAAUUACUUUUAAAAUGAAUUUGUUCUUUUAAAACACUCAACAGUUCUAGAAAGACUUCUUUCAAUCAAUAAUGGAAUCUUAGAAGAAAGGUUUGUUUUUAAGGUUAGGGAACUCCACUGAAAAUAAUUUUAAACUUUAACUUAGUGAAGUUGCAAUCAUGAGAAAUGGCAGCAAAGUUAAAUGUAUACACAUUUGUAGUCAAUGAUCCAUUUUAGGAGGCUGAUGGUAUCUGACAAAUUAAUGUAGUGAAGUUGGGGAAGGAAAUUGGGAUUCAUAAUCUAUGUUAUUGCUCUUCUGGGUCAUGGUAAAAUAAAUUAUCUUUAGGUGACAAUGUUUGUGGGGGUGGUUUUGUUUUUUGUCAUCAUAAAUACACAUUUGAGGUAAAGAAAAUACACUUUAUAAGUUAAAAACUGGAACUUUGACCCACAAUCCAAAUGAAGUUUUAAGUAUUUUCACAAGGGCUCCCUAUGAAACGCCACCAUAGAGCUUUGGGUAGGUUCUUCAAAAGGGGAACAAGGUGAAAAGCCAUAGAAUAAAGUAACUUUUUAAUGGUCACGCAAUUUUAUUAUAAGAUGGAACCAUUAAAAUAACCUUUGACUAAUUCAUGUCUUAAAAAAUUGAAUAUCCUGGCAGAGGCCGCAGUUCAGUCACCGACAUGCAGCUUUUUGUCUGCGCCCAGAAGCCACACACCCUCAAGGUGACUCAGCCAGGAGACUGUUGCCCAGAUCAGGGCUCAUGUAGCCUCGCUGGAGGACAUCGCUCCAAAAGAUCAAGUGGUGCUCCUGGCAGGCACUCCCCUAGAAGAUGAGGCUACCCUGGGCCAACGUGGGGUGGAGGCUCUGACCACUCUGGAAGUAGCUGGCUGCAUGCUGGGAGGUGAAGUCCAUGGUUCCCUGGCCCAUGCUGGGAAAGUAAGAGGUCAGACCCCCCAAGGUGGCCAAACAGGAGAAAAAGAA